Molecule: messenger RNA, 6349 nt
Organism: Pogoniulus pusillus (Red-fronted tinkerbird)
Lineage: Eukaryota; Metazoa; Chordata; Aves; Piciformes; Lybiidae
Gene: DSEL
Product: dermatan sulfate epimerase like
Exons: 2
Coding region: 1301-4951 (1216 amino acids)
Molecular function (GO): chondroitin-glucuronate 5-epimerase activity; sulfotransferase activity
Source: RefSeq, a predicted model, not a curated record
GCCGCCUCCUCUCUCUCCUUCCUUUCCUCCCUCCGUCCCCGCCCCUCCGGAGCGACGUCCCCCCGCGAGUUUGCUUCGCUACCCGCGCCCAUCGCCGCAUCUCUCCUGUCACCAACUCCGGGGCGCUGCCGGCCGCGGGCAGGGACCCGAAGUUGCCGUUAGCCCGGGUGGAAAGUAACGACAACGCGGAAGGGGCCGGAGCCGCACACAGCAUAGCCCGGCCCAGCCGAGCGGGGCUGGCGCAGCGCUCCUCCACACGCAGCAUCCCCAUCCCCGACAGGAUGUUGGCUCCGCGCCCCGCGCUGAGCUGGUCGGGGCAGAGCGACACCGCCCCGUGACCGCUACCGGCAGCCCCGAGCCUCGCCGGAUCCGCUACGAAAGAACCAACAUGCAGAGUGGAAGGAAACCUCAAGGUGGUCUUCUAACCAGGAAAUCUGGACCUUCUGCCUCUUUCACAUGUUUUCUUUUCGCUUCCUAAUGGGAGGAGCAGGAUUAUCUGAAUCACUGAAGCAAAAUUUGGGCAUCAUUGGCUGAAGAGAAGAUGAAAGAAGACUUGAAAACGCGUCGAUACUCUGUGACUAUUAAUUCAGAUGCAGCAUUCGCAACAGGGAAUAGUGGUUAAAAGCAGUUGCAUCAGAGGACGCUGAAGGAGGAUCGAUGUUGGGCUUUUUUUCCUCAGUCAUUUUUUCCUUUCCCACUCACCCAUGAGUCCCAAAAGAGAAAGAUGGAAAGCGUGCGUAUGAAAACUGAGAUGAGGGGCAGGCUGAAGACAAUGACUUCACCUCUGGAGUCUGUUUGCCCUGUAAAUUCCCUCUCUCAUCCAAUGCAACACAUUGUUCCACGUAGAUUAUAUCGCUCUGUGAUCGGUGGAGUCGCUCUCAGCUCUCAAAGUGCAAUUUGACCUGGUUGAAAGCUUUUGGCAAGAGUAAAUGGGUGACUCGGAUUCCUUUCCUGAAGUCAAGUGGUUCAAGUUGUCAGGAGAUUUGGUCUCUUAACUUGUGGUUUAUGCGCUCAUCUGAGAGAUUUUACUUUUUUUUCCUCCCUGAUUUUAGUAUUUAUGCUGUAGAGUUGCGUUUUGACAAGAAGUGUGAGCAGACAAGCCACCUGAGAAUUAAGUUUUCAGCAGCCUUUUUAUUUCAGUGUUGCAAGUAAUCUGAGUAUCAGUUGGAAUACAGGCUUUUGUCCUAAAAAUAUGCCUUAAGAUGUUGGGUUUUCUGUGAACUGGAUCAAAGUUUGACAUCUGAACGUUGUGCUUUGUUAGGAAAUGCAUGCCUGGGGAAGAGGAGCUGCCUAAUGGAUCAUGGCUCUGAUGGUCUUGGGGCAUACUUUAUUUCUAGCUCUAAUGAUGUUUGCUGUCUUCACUUUUGAAGAAUCUGUAAGCAAUUACUCUGACUGGGUGACUUUCAUAGAGAACGUAGAUCAAUAUGAAAAGCAGAAACUUGAAGGUCUCAGUGCUGAGCAGAAGCUGAAAAAAACAGCCCUUCAUCCAAGCUUGUAUUUUGACGCUGAAGAUGUCCAGGUGCUGAGGCAAAAGGCUCACACCAGUCAUUCCCAGCUCUUCAGAGCCAUCAGAAGCGCAGUGACGGUUAUGCUCUCCAACCCGUUGUACUACCUACCUCCACCCAAGCACGUUGAUUUUGCUGCUAAGUGGAAUGAGAUUUACGGUAACAAUUUGCCACCUCUAGCGUUUUAUUGCUUGCUGUGCCCCGAAGAUAAAGCUGCCUUUGAUUUUGCCCUGGAAUAUAUGGAUAGAAUGGCUGGCUACAAAAACUGGUUGGUUGAGAAUGCGCCAGGAGAUGAAGUCCCCCUCGGUCACUCCCUAACAGGAUUUGCCACUGCUUUUGAUUUCUUGUACAAUUCACUGAAAACUGAGAGAAGGCAAAAAUACCUGGAGAAGAUAUGGUCUGUAAGUGAGGAAAUGUAUGAGUACUCCAAGGUUCGUUCCUGGGGAAAGCAGCUUCUCCACAAUCACCAAGCCACCAACAUGCUUGCUUUGCUUAUCGGGGCUUUAGUUUCUGGGGUGGACAAAGGAUCUCAGGCAAACAUUUGGAAACACACUGUUGUUGAUGUGAUGGAGAAAACAAUGUUUCUGCUCAACCACGUUGUCGACGGGUCGCUGGAUGAGGGAGUAGCCUACGGGAGUUACACAGCCAAGUCGGUAACGCAGUACGUUUUCCUGGCCCAGCGGCACUUUGGUAUUAACAACCUGGGCAACAACUGGCUCAAAAUGCACUUUUGGUUUUACUAUGCCACCCUCUUACCAGGCUUCCAGCGGACUGUGGGCAUAGCCGAUUCCAAUUACAACUGGUUUUACGGUCCUGAGAGCCAGCUGGUUUUCUUGGACAAGUUUAUCCUGAGGAACGGAGCUGGCAACUGGCUGGCACAGCAGAUUAGAAAACACAGACCCAAGGAUGGGCCCAUGGUGCCGUCCACUGCACAGAGGUGGAGCACACUGCACACUGAAUUUAUAUGGUACGCCGCUGAAAUCGCUCCACAGCCACCUCCUGACUAUGGCACUGCUAAAAUGCACGUGUUUCCCAACUGGGGAGUUGUUACUUAUGGGGCUGGGUUGCCAAACAGCCAGACAAACACCUUCGUGUCCUUUAAGUCUGGAAAACUCGGUGGACGUGCUGUCUAUGAUAUUGUUCACUUUCAGCCAUACGCCUGGGUUGAUGGGUGGAGAAGUUUUAAUCCAGGACAUGAACAUCCCGAUCAGAACUCUUUCACUUUCGCUCCCAAUGGACAAGUGUUUGUAUCUGAGGCUCUUUAUGGACCUAAACUCAGCCACCUGAACAACGUUUUGGUCUUUGCUCCGUCUCCUACAAGCCAGUGCAACCAGCCUUGGGAAGGACAGCUUGGUGAAUGUGCCCAGUGGCUGAAGUGGAUUGGUGAUGAAGUUGGAGACUCAACUGGAGAAAUUAUAACAGCCUCCCAGGCUGGAGACAUGAUGUUUGUGAGUGGUGAGGCAGUAUCUGCUUACACGGCAGCAAUGAAACUGAAAAGCGUUUAUCGCGUUUUGCUGCUCUUAAACUCUCAGACCUUGUUAGUAGUGGAUCAUAUCGAGAAGGAGGAAGACUCUCCUGUUGAUUCUGUCAGUGCCUUUUUUCAUAACCUUGACAUUGAUUUUAAAUACAUACCCUACACAUUUAAGAACAGAUACAGCGGAGCUAUGAUGGAUGUGUGGGAUGCCCACUACAAGAUGUUUUGGUUUGAUCAUCAUGGGAGUAGCCCUGUUGCUAGGAUACAGGAGGCAGAACAAGCUGCUGAAUUCAAGAAGAGAUGGACUCAGUUUGUAAAUGUUACCUUUCCCAUGAAAAGCGCCCUCACGAGGAUUGUUUACCUUUUCUAUGGCCCCUAUGUCAAUGUUUCUGAUUGCAGACUCACAGAUAAUGCAAAAUCUGGGUUUCAGGUUUCACUCAGCGUCAACAACACUGAAAACAUCAUCUCUGUUGUGACCGAGUAUCAGAACUUAAAGACCAGGUUCGAUUAUUUGGGAUUUGGUGGUUUUGCCAAAGUAGUCCAUGGAAACAGAGUGACCAAGUUUGGUUUAGGUACUGAAUCUGUGAAAAAACAGGUGAAAAGCACGAGGGUGGUUUUCCCGUUUGGAUUCAAAGUGAACGUGGCUGCAGGGUUGAUCCUGGGCGUUAGCUUGGUCAUACUGGCUUUCCAGUGGCGCUUUUACAUAUCCUUUGGUAAAAUGUUGCGUUGGAUCCUGGUGCUGGUUGUCACACUGUGGCUUGUGGAGUUGGUGGAUGUGUGGAGCGUGUGUACUCAGCCCAUCUGUGCAAAGUGGAGCAGCGACGUGACGAGGCUGGAGCACGAGAAAGGCAAUAAAGCCAAACAGUUAGAAGGAAACCCUGUUUUUUUGCCAGAUGUUAUCAUUACUUCACUUCCCAUUUCUGGUGCAGAAAUUUUAAAGCAGCUGUUUUACAACAGCAGUGACUUCUUGUACAUCAGGAUACCCACUCCCUACCUUGAAAUUCCCGAGACAGAGUUUGAGAUCAAUUCCUUUGUAGAUCCAUGUGAAUGGAAGGUUUCUGAUGUCCAGAAUGGUCAUUUUCGUCUUAUUCAAGGGUGGCUCCAGUCCCUGGUUCGAGGCACAAAGCUGCACUUACAAAACAUCCAUUUACAUGAAGCCAGCAGAAGUAAAAUUGCUCAGCAUUCUGCCAUAGGCAAAGACAAAAGGAAAAGAUCAAAAAAGAGAGAAACUCUAUUAGAGCAAAGAGGCAGGGCAAGAGGGAGUCAAGAUAAAGAUGCUGAACAUGUUAGGGAACUGAGAAGACAUCUCCUCUAUUACCCUAAUGCACGACCUGUGCUUAGUUUAAGUAGUGGAAGCUGGACAUUAAAGCUUCCCUUCUUUCAGGAGAUCCUGGGACCAACAAUGAGAGCAUUAUACGUGGUAAGGGACCCACGGGCAUGGAUCUAUUCAAUGCUGUACAAAAGUAAGCCAAGCCUUUACUCCUUGAAGAACGUUCCACAACACUUGGCUGCAAUGUUUAAAGGGGAGAAUGGUAAAGGAAAAUGUACUUUAAAUGAAGGCUAUGCCUUUGAAUAUGAAUCAUUAAGAAAAGAACUUUCAAACUCGAAUUCAAACGCUGUCUCUGUGUUAUCCUACUUGUGGCUAGCAAACACAGCAGCAGCGCUGAGAAUAAACAGGGGCUUGCUGCCGACUAACUAUCAGCUGGUCAAGUUUGAAGACAUCGUGAGCUUUCCUCAGAAGACAGCUGAAACAAUUUUUGCCUUUCUUGGUAUUCCUCUUCCUCCUGCUAGCUUAAACCAAAUAUUGUUUGCCACCUCCACCAAUCUUUUCUAUCUUCCUUACGAAGGGGAAAUUUCGCCAAGCAGCAUUCACGCCUGGAAAGAAAACAUGCCCCACGAAGAGAUUAAACGGAUCGAAGAGAUCUGUUGCUCUCUAAUGGACCAUUUAGGAUACCCAAAGUUUAUAGAAUAAAUGCUGCUGGUCAGCAGAAAUUUGCACUAAUGAUCUCUUGACUCCCAGUUUGUGGGUAAAUACCAGAGAAGUUUGUUUAUUCUUGUAAAAUGUGUACAGUCUGCUACUUUCAGAGAGGUUAUUUUGAGAAAAAGAUAGCUGUGCUUGCAACUGUGGUUGGUUUCUUCUGUGUGGUUUUGGUUGUUAGGGGUUUUUAUUUGGGGUGGUUUGUUUUUUUUUGGGUAGCUUUGGUUUAGUUUGUUUAAUUUUGUGUGCGUGUACUGGGUUUUGUGGGGAGUUUUUUUGGUGGGUUUUUGGGUUUGUCUGGUUUUUUUUUAACACCUUGGGACUAUUUUUGCUGCCUUUCGAAACUAAACAAAACAAAAAGCUGUGUGAACCUUUGAAGAACUACCAGCUGGGAACUUUACUAGCUCAGGGGAUUAGUAAGAGAGCAUGAAGCUUUUCGCCUCCAGCUCACCAGUUUGACUCCAGCCUGAGUGGUUAGUUCCUGAAAGCGCUUACAGCCUGGUGAUUUUGUGGUGCUUCUAUGAAGUAGAACUGGUUAAACUGGUCCAUUUCCCACUGGUGAUUAUCAGCCCCCUUGGAUAGGUUUACUGAAACAUUCUGUCUGUCUCUCACUGAUCACUAUCGUGGUGCAAAAUGAACGUGUGCUGAGAUUUCAGGCUGUUCAGUGUCCCUUCAGUGGGAGGAGAGUCAGAACAUUUGAGUUUCUUUAUCUAUGAUCUCAGCAGACAGGCCCAGGACUGGAAUGGACAUGGAUAUUGAAUACAGAUAUGGUUCUUUCAGCUCAGAGAUAUGGCACUUAAAUUGGUUCUCUGCUUUGAUGUAAAGAGAAGACUUCAUUUUCCAUGCCUGGCUAUGUGGUACCAUUUUGUAAGCCUGGAGUAAACUAUCUGGAGAAAAAGAAACAGGAUAAAAUCUAGGAAACUGACUACAUCUUUGUGUAGUUUUGACCUGCCUCAACCUAACUUAAUUUUGAAGGCUGUUAACAUCUUGGUUCCUUGCACUGUUUUCAUACAGUAGCUCUUGUCUAAGAGGUUCUGCAAGGAUUUUCUCUUCUUUGAGUAAGACUUUUCCAUCUUCCUCUCUUGUAACACAUUUCUGUGCUGAUUCUUGUGCAUCAGUUCACUGAGACCAGUGCAAGUAUUUGAUGUCAUUGUCAGUGGUUUAUUGUUGAUGUCUGCAUAAAGUGGCAGUCUGAGAUACAGAAGAUAUGAAAUAAAUCUCCAGGUCUGUGUUGCUGAGGGAUGUUUUGCUUUUGUGUAUGAUGGAUUUCUGGAGGACAACCCUUGCCAACCUCAGGUCUCCUUUCAGAGAAGGGAGAAAUCUGGAAAUCAGCCGUCCCUCAGCCACCACACAUUUAAGUGAUGUUUCCCUGCAGUAAAUGAUUUCCAAAAA